Messenger RNA from Thecamonas trahens ATCC 50062, 486 nucleotides. RefSeq lists its product as uncharacterized. NCBI's taxonomy places the organism in Eukaryota, Apusomonadida, Apusomonadidae. The record is from RefSeq and is a predicted model, not a curated record. The transcript has 2 exons. The coding region runs from base 1 to 486 and encodes 161 amino acids.
AUGUCAUUGGGGAUAUUCCGUCCGGUCGCUUGGUCUGUGUCUGAGGACGGAGGUGAGGCCAAGCUUGCUGAGACGCCGGUCGAGUCGUCGGCCGAGCAAGGCGUAGGCGAGGCUGCAGCAGGAGGUGGAGAAGAGACAGCAGGAACAGGAGGCGGCGAGAAGAAGAAGCGGGCACGGCUUCGGCGUGUGCGGCGGAAGAAGAAGCCGAUGCCGUUUGUGAUCGGAGUGGAGGAAGCAUCGAUGUUGUACGAGCCGUGCUCGCAUCGGUACGCGGCAAAGUGGCCGCUGACCCUCAUCUGCCGCCGUGAGCCGGCCUUUCCCUUCUUUACCACACUGGAGCAGCGGGAGAAGGGCUGCGUCAUGUUCUAUCGAAGGUAUCUCGAGCUGCUAGAGAUCGAUGGCCACUCGACAGAGCGCGCUGUCGGCGCCUGGACACUCUACGACAACUGCAUGAAGGCCCCGCUUCCGCCGCAUGACGCCAUCUAG